Marmota monax (woodchuck) is the source of this 1462-nucleotide messenger RNA. It is a transcript of the gene Abraxas1, whose product is annotated as abraxas 1, BRCA1 A complex subunit. Gene Ontology annotation, cellular component: nucleus. Gene Ontology annotation, biological process: mitotic spindle assembly; protein K63-linked deubiquitination; attachment of spindle microtubules to kinetochore. Gene Ontology annotation, molecular function: microtubule binding; polyubiquitin modification-dependent protein binding. The coding region runs from base 45 to 1274 and encodes 409 amino acids. The transcript has 9 exons. Lineage: Eukaryota; Metazoa; Chordata; Mammalia; Rodentia; Sciuridae. The record is from RefSeq and is a predicted model, not a curated record.
CCCGCCCCCCGCGCGGGUCGUCUCGGUAGCGCUGCGACGGCGGUAUGGAGGGCGAGAGCACGUCGGCGGUGCUCUCCGGCUUUGUGCUCGGCGCGCUCUCCUUCCAGCACCUCAACACCGACUCGGACACGGAAGGUUUUCUCCUUGGGGAAGUGAAAGGUGAAGCCAAGAAUAGCAUUACUGACUCCCAAAUGGAUGAUGUUGAAGUUGUUUAUACAAUUGACAUUCAGAAAUAUAUUCCAUGCUACCGGCUUUUUAGCUUUUAUAAUUCUUCAGGUGAAGUAAAUGAGCAUGCACUGAAGAAAAUAUUUUCAAGUGUCAAAAAGACUGUGGUAGGUUGGUACAAAUUCCGUCGACAUUCAGAUCAGAUCAUGACAUUUAGAGAGAGACUGCUUCACAAAAACUUACAGAAGCAUCUUUCAAGCCAAGAACUUGUUUUUCUGCUGUUAACACCAAGUAUAAUAACGGAAAGCUGUUCUACUCAUCGGCUGGAACAUGCUUUAUAUAAACCUCAAAAAGGACUGUUUUAUAGGGUCCCUUUAGUGGUUGCCAAUCUGGGCAUGUCUGAACAGCUGGGUUAUAAAACUGUAUCAGGUUCCUGUAUGUCCACUGGUUUUAGAAGAGCAGUAAAAACACACAGCUCUGAAUUUUUUAAAGAAGAUGGAUCUUUAAAGGAGGUACAUAAGAUAAAUGAAAUGUAUGCUUCACUACAAGAAGAAUUAAAGACUGUAUGCAAAAAAGUAGAGCAAAGUGAACGAGAAGUAGAGAAAUUAAUAAAGGAUGUAAACAGAUUAAAACAAGAAAUUAAAAAAAGGCAACAAGCACAGAUUCAGGCAGCACGAGAGAAGAAUGUCCAAGAAGACCCUCAGGAGAACAUUUUGCUUUGUCAAGCUUUACAGACCUUUUUUCCAGACAGUGAAUUUCUUCAUUCUUGUGUUAUCUCUUUGACCAAUAGGCAUAUUUCUAAAAGUAGGUGUAACACCAACCACCAUCUGGAUGUGGUUGACAACCUGACCUUAAUGGUAGAGUAUACCCAUACUCCUGAAGCUAGCCCAGCUAGUACACCACCAACAACUAAGCGAAAAGCUAUAGACAUAGAGGACAGAUGGAAAAUGAAGAAAUCACGAUUGUUAAAGAGAGAACACAAACUAUCUAAGACAGGUACUGAUAGUAGUAACCAAGAAAAAGCAUCCACAACCAGUAGCCCAGAAACAGAUGAAGAGAUUGAGAAAAUGAAGGGUUCUGGUGAAUAUCCACUGUCUCCCACAUUUUGAUCCUUUUAACCCAAAAUAAGACUUUUGAUUUGGUCGAAGGGUAAAGACAAAUGUUUAUUAUUUUUAUUAUAUUCAGCUGUUCAUAGUAAUACAUGGAUAAUGUAUUUUGUUUUUACUAUGUUUACCUUUUUACAGUACUACAUAGACAAGUUCUACUGCAUUUAUUUUAUAAAGUACUUCCAAAAAUA